Cygnus atratus (black swan) is the source of this 4074-nucleotide messenger RNA. It is a transcript of the gene RAB3GAP1, whose product is annotated as RAB3 GTPase activating protein catalytic subunit 1. Bases 100 to 3069 code for a protein of 989 amino acids. The transcript has 24 exons. Gene Ontology annotation, molecular function: GTPase activator activity. The record is from RefSeq and is a predicted model, not a curated record. NCBI's taxonomy places the organism in Eukaryota, Metazoa, Chordata, Aves, Anseriformes, Anatidae. Gene Ontology annotation, biological process: positive regulation of GTPase activity.
GGGGCGGCCCCGUGAGGAGGCGAGGAGCGGGCGGCCCGCCCGGCGCCGCCUUCCCGUCAGCGGCAGCACGCAGGGCAGGGGGUUGGGCAGCGUCGCAAAAUGGCGGCGGACAGUGAGCCCGAGUCGGAGGUGUUCGAGAUCACGGACUUCACCACCGCCUCCGAGUGGGAGCGAUUCAUCUCAAAAAUAGAAGAAGUAUUGAAUGACUGGAAACUUAUUGGGAUUUCUUCAGGCAAACCUCUAGAAAAGGGUGUAUAUACCACAGGAGCAUGGGAAGAGAAAUCAGAUGAAAUUUCAUUUGCAGACUUCAAAUUCUCAGUUACCCAUCAUUAUCUUGCACAAGAACCCAGUGACAGAGAUGGGAAAGAAGAACCUGCAGAAGAUGCCCUUCCUUUGCCUAUGCAGGACUUGUUGUGCAUGAACAAUGACUUUCCUCCUAGAGCUCACUGUCUGGUAAGAUGGUAUGGCUUACGGGAGUUCGUGGUUAUUGCUCCGGCUGCAAAUAACGAUGCAGUUCUUAGUGAAUCCAAAUGUAACCUUCUGCUGAGUUCUGUUUCUAUUGCAUUGGGCAACACCGGCUGUCAGGUACCGUUAUUUGUACAAAUACAUCAGAAAUGGCGACGAAUGUAUGUUGGAGAAUGUCAAGGUCCAGGAGUUCAAACUGACUUUGAAAUGGUUCAUCUUCGCAAAGUGCCAAAUCAGUACACACAUUUAUCGGGAUUACUGGAUAUCUUCAAGUCCAAGAUCGGAUGCCCAUUAACGCCACUGCCUCCAGUUAGCAUGGCCAUUCGGCUUACAUACGUGCUUCAAGACUGGCAACAGUAUUUCUGGCCGCAGCAGCCACCAGAUAUAGAUGCACUAGUUGGGGGAGAAGUUGGAGGUCUUGAGUUUGGGAAGUUACCGUUUGGUGCCUGUGAGGACCCUAUUAGUGAGCUCCACUUGGCUACCACGUGGCCUCACCUAACAGAAGGUAUAAUUGUCGACAAUGAUGUUUACUCCGACCUGGAUCCUAUUCAAGCACCGCAGUGGUCUGUGAGAAUCAGAAAAGCAGAUAAUCCUCAGUGUCUAUUGGGUGACUUUCUUAAUGAAUUCUUCAAGCUUUGUCGUCGGAAGGAGUCAACUGAUGAGAUACUUGGAAGGUCUGCUUUUGAAGAGGAUGGAAAAGAGGCUGCUGAUAUUACUCAUGCUUUGUCGAAGCUCACAGAGCCAGCACCUGUUCCAAUCCAUAAAUUAUCAGUCACAAAUAUGGUUCACAGUGCCAAGAAAAAGAUUCGCAAACACAGAGGUGUAGAUGAAUCGCCUUUGAACAAUGAAGUUCUGAACACUAUUCUUCUGUUCUUAUUUCCUGAUGCUGCUGAAAAGCUUGCAGAUGGAGUUGAAAGUGGAACUAGCCCUUCAACUGGGAACAAUCCUCCUCCAGAGAAUGAAGAUUAUAAUCUCUUCAGUCAGUUUAAAUCUGCUCCUUCUGAUAGUCUGACGUACAAACUAGCUUUAUGUCUUUGUAUGAUAAACUUCUACCACGGAGGAGUAAAAGGAGUGGCACAUCUUUGGCAAGAAUUUGUGUUAGAAAUGCGCUACAGAUGGGAGAACAACUACCUUAUUCCAGGAUUAGCUAAUGGCCCUCCAGAUCUGAGAUGCUGUUUACUGCAUCAGAAGCUUCAGAUGUUAAAUUGUUGCAUUGAAAGAAAGAAAGCAAGAGAUGAGGGGAAAAGGGGGAGCGUGUCAGAUCGUUCACCUGGUGGUUCUUCUGGUGAUGCUGGAAAAGGAGCAGACCACUCUGGAGAUAACUCAAAGGAGACUGAUAAGGAAAAAGAAGUUGGCAAGUCUUGGGAAUCAUGGAGUGACAGUGAAGAAGAAUUUUUUGAAUGUCUAAGUGACACAGAAGAUCUGAAAGGAAAUGGGCAGGAAAAUGGAAAGAAAGGAGGAGCCAAAGAGGGCAGCAAAGAGCCUGUGAACUUAAAACCAGAAGGUCGACUGCAUCCUCAUGGAAAGCUGACACUGCUGCACCCAGGAGAACCUCUCUACAUCCCGAUAACACAGGAACCAGCACCCAUGACUGAAGAUUUGUUGGAAGAACAGUCUGAGGUGCUGGCAAAACUAGGGACCUCGGCAGAAGGUGCACAUCUUCGAGCACGCAUGCAGAGUGCCUGCUUGCUCUCGGAUAUGGAGUCAUUUAAGGCAGCUAAUCCUGGCUGUUGUCUGGAGGACUUUGUGAGGUGGUACUCCCCUCGGGAUUACAUUGAAGAGGAAGUGGUUGAUGAAAAGGGGAAUGUGGUAAUUAAAGGUGAGCUGAGUGCCCGAAUGAAGAUCCCUAGCAACAUGUGGGUAGAGGCCUGGGAGACAGCAAAACCAGUCCCAGCACGGAGGCAGAAGAGACUCUUCGAUGACACCAGAGAAGCAGAGAAGGUGCUUCAUUACCUUGCAGUUCAGAAACCAGCUGACCUUGCAAGACAUCUCUUGUCUUGCAUCAUCCAUGCAGCUGUACUCAAGGUAAAGGAAGAAGAAGUACUAGAAGAUAUAUCUUCAGUUAAGAAGAUUAUUAAACAGAUAAUAUCCCAUUCCAGUAAAGUUCUACGAUUUCCAAAUCCAGAGGACAAGAAGCUGGAAGAAAUCAUUGCUCAGAUUAUGAGUGUGGAAGCUAUCAUUGCCAGGGCCAGAUCUUUGAAAGCAAAAUUUGGAGUAGAGAAAUGUGAAAAUGAGGAGGAGAAGGAAGAUCUGCAAAGAUUUGUAAACUGCCUCCUGGAGCAGCCAGAAGUGUCUGUUCUUGGUGCAGGAAGAGGACCUGCUGGCAGCGUUAUUCACAAGCUGUUUGUGAAUGCCCAGAGGGUUUCUGCAAUGCCUCCACUUGAUGAAGAACUGAGGAGAUCAGGUUCAUCAGAUGAGCGACGACUCAACACGGGCGCCGUUUCAGACUUCCCACCACCCACGGGGCGGGAGGUUAUUUUGCGCACAACUGUCCCCCGCCCCGCACCCUACUCAAAACCAUUGCCCCAGCGCAUGUACAGUGUGCUUACAAAAGAAGAUUUUCGACUUGCAGGUGCCUUUUCAGCAGACACGACGUUCUUCUGAUGUAACUAGCUGUGGUAGCUUGUGUCUUCACAAGUAGAAUGCUAUUCAUUUUCCUUCAGGGAAGUUAACACUUAGAUUUACCAGCUUGUGGUGAGGAGAAAGCACGGUUGUCAUUAAUGAUGGAGAGGAGCAGUCCCAAGGACAGAGCAGAUCUUAUGGCUGGGAAGAAUGCCCGCAGCAACUCUGUCUUGGAGGUUUGGCAUGGACACGCAAGUAGUUUUAUUCAGACCUUUGGGGCAGAAAGUUCAGCUUCUCCCCUCUGUCCCAAGGGAGCAAGUGUUGUUGCAUUGGCUUGUUUAAUAAUGGACGUUAAUAGGCUGUAUGCAAAUACUUCGUGUUGAAAUUUAUGCAGAAAAUGCUGCUUUACAGUUCUUAAUCAGACAUGGUAAAAUGAUAUUAGCUUACUUAAAGUGAUGUGCAAACAUGAAGUAAUUUGUAUUUAUUGCUAAUCACAAAUACUGAGCUCAGUAUUUUUUAGUUAAUCACUAUGUUGCAAAUACUUCUGAAAUUCCCUUGAUUUUUUUGAAGUGUACAGUACAUUCUAGUUCAUGCUUACCUCUCCCAGCACUGCAGUAGUUGUCCAAAAGCGAUCUUGUCUUGGAUGCUCCUCCUAAACAUAACUAAGGAUAUUUUGGGCUAUUAGCUACCGUACCCCUAAUAGCUGUAAGUGGAUCACUUACGUUGGGAUACUUUAUAUCCUUCUCUGCAUGCAAGGGCCAAAGCUGUAUGUAAAUUACAUGUACAGAGGUGUUUUACUGUAGGCAACGUACUGAUAGUUAGAGCCCAUUUGAAUGCAUCCUGUCUUUAACCUGAUGUGAUGACACAAUUCUAUCACAUGCUGUAACCUAACCCCGUUGAAUAUCAUGCAGACACUAUGACGUGUAUGUGCCAAUGCUGCUCUACAGUGAUCCUAGUGUGUUUUAAUCAGUCAGAUCAGAGUUACUUUAUAAAGCGAACUGUAAGAACAACAGUGUUGUCAUUAAUAAAUCUUGACUUAUUAUUGGC